AUGGUGGAUGCUGCUGGAAGUGCCUCUGGCGUUGUGAGCGCCGCUCUUCCGGUUGCCAAGUUUCUGAGUGCUCCGAUUGGGCGUCAAAUUAAGUAUGUUUACAACUACAAGAGUAACUUGGAGAAACUCGAAAGAGAAGUUUGCAAGCUGAAGGAUGGAAGAGACGAAGUGAAGAUAAGAGUUACUGCUGCUGAAAAAAAUAUGGAAAAGGUCAAGCGCAUAGUGAAGGUUUGGCUGAAGGACGUGAAUUCAACCAUUGAUGAAGCAGACAAGUUAAUUCAACAGAAAAACAACUCGUCUUCCAGUGUUGGCUUGAUCACCCGCUAUAAGCAUGGUAAGAAAGCAUUCAAGUUACUGGAGGAUAAGAUUUCUCAACUCUUGGUGGAGAAAAGGGACUUGGAUGACGUCUCCGUUUCCGCUAUUCCGAUGGGAAGAUCCCUUGCGCCUGACAUAGGUUACCAUCGUUUCAUAUCAAGAGAGCCCACGUUGAAGAAGAUAGUGAAGGCCUUGAAAGGAGGAAACCAUAUGAUUGGGGUUUGCGGGAUGGGCGGCAUCGGCAAGACCACUCUAGUCAAGGAAAUUGGUCGACAAGUCAAGGAGGUGUACAAGCUGUUUGAUGAGGUGGUUUUUGUACAGGUAACUCAGACUGUAGACAGAAAGAAGACCACUCUAGUCAAGGAAAUUGGUCGACAAGUCAAGGAAGCGUACAUGAAGAUUCAGAUGGAACUUGGAGAGCAGCUGCGUCUUCGAUUUAAUAACGAGGCUGAAAUAACAAGCAAGCUGUAUGCUCGAUUGACUAACAACAAGGAGAAGAAUGAGGAGAAGGACGAGGAAGAGAAUGAGGAGAAGGAGGAGAAGAUCCUUAUCAUUUUAGAUGAUAUUUGGGAUCCUCUUGAUUUAAAGAGUAUAGGAAUUCCUGAUGCAGCUGAUAAUGGGAAAUGUAAAUUGUUGUUGACAACAAGAGACAAACAUGUGUUGGAGAGGAUGGAUUCAGCAGUUUUCGAAAUUGGCUUUUUAACUGAAGAGGAGAGUUGGAGGUUAUUUAAGGAUAUGACAGGUGAUUUUAUUGAAACAGAAGAGAUGAGAUCUUUGGCGGAAGAUAUAUGCAAGAAAUGUGGUCGUUUGCCUAUUGCAAUCGCAACAGCAGGGAAAGCAUUAAAGAAGAAGAGACAUCCACCUCAAUGGAAAGCAGCCUUCCUACAACUGACAAGGUCUUCCAGCGCAAACUUCAGAGGAGCCCUAGAGCCAGCAUAUAGUUCAAUUCAGUUGAGUUACGAUUUCUUGAGUAAGGAACAGCAGAACAUUUUUUUGCUUUGUGGUCUAAUGAGGCAUCAAUGUUUCAUUUCAGACUUGGUAAAAUAUGUUUUUGUUUUGGAUAUAUUUCAAGGAAUAUAUAAGAUUGAAGAAGCACGAAUUAAAGUUCAAGCAUUGAUCCAUGAACUUAAAGACUCUUAUUUGUUAUUCCAUGAUCAUAUUAGUAACUCCUUCUCAAUGCAUGAAUUUGUGCGUGAAGUUGCUUUAUCGAUUGCUAGUCGAGAUGCCCAUGUCUUUUCUGUUAAGAAUGAGAUUGAAUGGGAAUGGCCCAGUCAGGAUAGACUAAACAGUUGCAAAUAUAUUUUCAUUCGUGAUAGCACCAUUAGUGAGCCUCGUGAAGGUUUGGAAUGCCCAGAACUUGAAUCUUUCUUUAUGAAUACCAAGGUCGAUGAUUCUCUUACUGAAUUGCCAAAGAGUUUUUUCGCAGGGAUGACAAAGCUCAAAGUUUUAGAUUUGACUAGAAUGAAGUUUUCCUCUUUGCGAUCCACACUUGGGCGCUUAAAAAAUCUUCAAACAUUGUGUCUGGAUUACAGUAGUUUUGACGAUGUAACUGUUAUUGGAGAGCUAAGUGAGUUAAGAAUUCUUAGCUUAAGAGGAUCAAAUGUUAGGCACUUGCCUAGAGAAAUAGAUAAACUGAGGCAAUUAAGAUCGUUAGAUUUGAGUAAUUGUCAGCAACUAAAGAGUGUAGCACCAAAAGUGAUAUCAAGCUUAACCAAAUUGGAAGAAUUGUACAUGAGAGGAUGCUCUAUCCGAUGGGAGGAUAGAAGGAAUGCUAGCCUUGAUGAAUUGAAUCAGUUGUCUCAUCUCACCACUUUAGAACUAGAUGUUAAAGAUGAACGCAUUUUUUCAAGUGGGUUUUUCUCCAAAAAGUUGAGAAGGUACAAUAUAUCUAUAGAAGAAAAGUCUUCCACAUGUUGUACAUCAUGCACAUCUAGGAAAUAUUUGGAAAAUGUUGAAAUUUUUAAUGGAUAUGAGACUUUGAGAACGCUAAAACUGAAGCAUAAUUCUAUCAUUUGGUUAAGGGAAUUGCCAUGCUUCAAGAAUGUUGAAUUCUUAUGCUUAGGCAAAUUGCGAGGUAUCAAGAAUUCUCUUUGUGAAUUAGACAGAGAGGGAUUUUCGCAAUUGAAACAUCUCCAUCUCUAUGAUAAUCCUAAAAUCUCCUGCAUUGCAAACUCCUCAAGUUUCAUGGAUCAUGAAGCCUUCCCCAACUUGGAAUCAUUGAUUCUUUUUAAUUUAAUUGAGUUGGAGAACAUAUGUUCUGAUCAUCCCACAACAAAUACUUUUAGCAACUUAAAGAUCAUAGAUGUGGAAGGAUGUGCUAAAUUGGAAAAAGUCUUCUCAUUUGCCGAUGUUAGAAACCUUCCACAACUUCAAAGAGUCACUAUGGAUGAUUGCGAGAAUUUGAAAGAGGUAUUUGUUGUUGAAAGAGAAGGUGAUGACAACAACAAUAAAGUGAUUGAUGAAGUUAACUUCUGUCAAUUACGCUUCCUGAAGCUCAAAUCUCUUCCACAGCUUACAAGCUUCUGCUCUCAAGUAACGAAACAUGAAACAUUGCAAGAGAGACAGAUGGAUGAGCUUGAUACUCUCACGUCACUUUUCAACAUAAAGGUUGGUUUCCCCCACUUGGAGGCCUUAGAGUUAAGAGAAAUUGAUGUUGAAAAGAUCUGGGAUAGCCAACGUUCAACGCUAUCGUCAUCUUCUUAUAAAAAUUUAACUCGUCUGACUUUGUCAGAUUGCGAAAAACUAAAAUAUGUUUUUCCAUCUUCCUUGGUAAAAAACUUUGAGCAGCUCCAGCACCUUCAGAUUCAUAAAUGUAAAGUUUUAAAGGAGAUUGUAGGGAAAGGCAGUGGAGAAAGAGAAAUUGCCCCCAAGUUUGUCUUUCCGCGGUUAACCUUCCUGAGUCUCAAAUGGCUUCCAGAACUACAAACUUUUUACCCUGGAAGACAUUCUUCUGAGUGGCCAAUCUUAAAGGAGUUGGUGGUGUGUUAUUGUGGCAAAGUAAAGAUAUUCAAUUCACAAAAUAAUGAGAGGCAACUUGGAAGUUUGGAGCCACAAUCCCUCUUCUCCUUCCAACAGAUUAACUGUUAUAUGGAGGAAUUGACUAUAAGCAGAAUGGACAGCAAUAUGAUAUGGCAAGGCCAGUUUCCAUGUGAUCAUUUUUCUGCACUUAAAGUUCUUAAGGUCAGGCAUGAUAAAUCGGAAAUUAUUCCACUAGAAAUCUUUCAGAGAUUUAAGUACUUGGAAUGUCUUGAACUAAUGAAGGGUUCAUAUGAAGAAAUAUUCUCGCAUCAAGAAGUUGAGAAUCAUGACUGGAUGCGGAUAGACAUGAAUCUAAAAGUCCUGAAAGUAUACGGGUGUGAGAAAUUGAUUAAUCUAUCUACUACAUCCUCAGUAUCCUUCCAAAGUCUCACAGUUCUGAAGGUGAAAGACUGUAAUGGAUUGGUAAACUUGAUAACAUCUUCAACAGCCAAAAGCUUGGAGCAAUUAAGAGAAAUGGAUAUAACAGCAUGUGAAACAAUGACAAAAGUAGUAGAAUGUGAGGAAGAUGAUGAUGCAGAAGAUGAAAUAAUUGUUUUCAAGAACUUGAAGUCUCUAUCACUCAAUAAUUUAGAAAGACUCAGGUGCUUCUACUCUGGGAAUUACAUUUUGGAAUUCCCAGUUUUGGAAGAAUUAGAAGUGAAUAAUUGCCCCAUGAUGAAGACGUUUUGUAGAGGAGUAGUAAGAGCACCAAGUAUAAGGAGAGUACAGAUAUCCAAUUAUGAUGAAAGCUGUUGGGGGGGAGAGCUUAAUAAAGCCAUACAGAAACCAUACAAAGAACGAGGGAGAAGGCAACUAAUACUAUUCUUCAUGUUGUGUCUUUUGGCUGUGAUCUUCGUAAAUCUACCUUUCAGGAUGUCCUAUGUUUUACCUGGAUCAAUUGCUAUUGGGUCCAUUCUUGCUUUAACAUUUAGAAGAUCAAGACGCGAAUAUCUUAUAGUUGUUUUUUACGGCAUAUUGUGUAAUUAUUACAUCUCACAGUGGCAUUUACAGGAAUUUCAACAAAAGCUGCUGGCAAUAGGCUUAGUCAUCUACAUCAUUGGUAUAUUCCGUGACAUACUGAGCAAUCCCCGUUCUUGGUGGAAAGGGCUGCGGACUAAGGAGGAAUUAAAGGAAAGCAUCGCUGGAGGGCGGCUAAGGCAAUUCCUUGUGAGGAUUAUUUUGGCUGUGAUCUUCAUCAACCUAUAUUCCAGGUUCCCUUUUGAACUAGAUGCAACCAUUGGCGUUGGGUCCAUUCUUGCUGCUGUAUUUAAAGGAUCAAAAGGUCCAUUAUUUCAAUCAGGUGAAGCUGACUUUUCCUUUCACAUUCUCUAG
Molecule: messenger RNA, 4665 nt
Organism: Mangifera indica (mango)
Lineage: Eukaryota; Viridiplantae; Streptophyta; Magnoliopsida; Sapindales; Anacardiaceae
Product: probable disease resistance protein At4g27220
Exons: 11
Coding region: 1-4665 (1554 amino acids)
Molecular function (GO): ATP hydrolysis activity; protein binding; ADP binding
Source: RefSeq, a predicted model, not a curated record